AAAAAGCCAACAAUAGCACUCGUUUCCGUACAUACUUCCGGGAAUAUCAUAACAAUUCAUUUUGAGUUUAAACUUGGCAAUCUGCUUUUUUACCUAUACUUAACUAUGUUGUUUCUAUUUGUGUAAGUAAUUCUCCUUUUUGAAUUAUUCACUAUUGCAGAUUAAUCACUCGCAAAAGCUAAAUAUUUAUGUUUAUGUUAUGUUUCUUUUUUUUUAAAUUGGAUCUCUCUUGAAAAAAUGUGAACACCCAAUACGUUUUUGUGCGACAUAGAAUGACAGUUAUGAUGCAGAAAUUCUUAAUAAAACAUGACUGUUAUUCAUACUGCUGCCUUCGCUACACAAACUCCGGAGCUCAGAUUCCAGAAAGGUCCCGAUGGUUCGAGUCGCCUCCUCGAACCGUCCAGCACCGGUGAUUAAAACAGGCGCACUCCGGCAUUCCGCUCCAAAAUAAAAGCCUCUUACGCAAAUCCCUUAGCGUAAUAUAAUAAAAAUAAGCACUAAAUGUGUUUACUGUUUUGCCUUGUGUGGCCACUGAUUAACCAAUGACUAAGUUGAGAAACACAGCAUUCCUUCAUAUAUGUGUAACGUUCACGACUGGAGCUGUACCUGUGUUACCUCACUCUGACCUCUCCGGGGCUCCUCACACGCAUGCACGCGCUCUGGACUCACAGCGUGACGUAUGCCCUGGCGCCCGGUUAGCUAGCUUCUAAGCUAGUUAGCUAGUUGUUGUUGCUAACCGCGUACAUCGUCAGUUAACGUCAGCUAACUAGCUAGUAACUAACGUUUCCUGACCUGGUGACCGUCGACAGCGGUUAUGGACGACGAAAGCCAUCCCAAAACCCUGUAUGUGGGGAAUCUCUCCAGGGAUGUAACAGAAAUUCUGAUUCUGCAACUCUUCACUCAGAUCGGGCCUUGCAAAAGUUGUAAAAUGAUAACGGAGCACACAAGCAACGACCCAUACUGCUUUGUGGAGUUUUUUGAACACAGAGAUGCCGCUGCUGCUCUUGCAGCCAUGAACGGACGGAAGAUAUUAGGAAAGGAGGUCAAAGUAAAUUGGGCCACCACUCCAAGUAGCCAAAAGAAGGACACUUCCAAUCACUUCCAUGUUUUUGUGGGUGAUUUGAACCCCGAGAUUUCCACUGAGGAUGUCAAGGCUGCAUUUGCACCUUUUGGGAAAAUCUCGGAUGCUCGUGUUGUGAAGGACAUGACGACAGGCAAAUCAAAGGGGUAUGGAUUUGUGUCCUUCUACAACAAACUGGAUGCAGAGAAUGCCAUCAUUAACAUGGCUGGACAGUGGCUUGGAGGACGCCAAAUCAGGACUAACUGGGCAACACGUAAACCUCCGGCUCCUAAGAGUGUUCAGGACAAUGCUUCAAAGCAGCUGAGGUUUGAUGACGUUGUGACUCGGUCCAGUCCACAGAACUGCACUGUGUACUGUGGAGGGAUCCAGUCAGGACUAUCAGAACAUCUAAUGCGACAGACCUUCUCACCAUUUGGUCAAAUAAUGGAAGUCAGGGUUUUUCCAGAGAAAGGAUAUUCUUUCAUCAGGUUUUCCUCCCAUGACAGUGCUGCCCAUGCCAUUGUUUCAGUAAAUGGCACAGUCAUUGAAGGACACAUAGUGAAGUGCUUUUGGGGCAAAGAAUCUCCUGACAUGGCAAAAAAUCCACAGCAGGUUGAGUACAAUCAGUGGGGCCAGUGGAACCAGGUCUAUGGGAAUCCACAGCAGCAGCAGCAGCAGCAGCAGCAGCAGCAGCAGCAGCAGCAGCAACAGCAACAACAGCAGCAGCAGUACGGGCAGUAUGUGACAAAUGGGUGGCAAGUCCCCUCUUACAGCAUGUAUGGCCAGACGUGGAACCAGCAAGGAUUUGGAGUAGAGCAGUCCCAAUCACCAGCCUGGGUGGGAAGCUUUGGAUCUCCAUCAGCCCAAGCUGCAGCUCCGCCUGGUACCGUCAUGUCAAACUUGGCCAAUUUCAGCAUGGCUGGCUACCAGACGCAGUGAGAAAGUCCUAACCUAAGUGUAAUAUCAAGGGGACACAGCACUCUUUCAUCUGGACAGCUGCUGUGGUAAAAGAAGGGCAGGGGCCAUAUUCACAAAGCCUUUGUAGCUGAUAGUUGCUCCUGAACAACCAGUUUAACAAUUCUCUUUUAAAAGACAGUCCAAUUUUUAGAAGUUUAUUUGUUGAUAAUUCAUAAACCUGUUAUGGAAAAGUGCUCUUGGGCUUUGAAGUGAAGCCAAACCAACUUUCUUUUUCUCAGUAGAUGUUUAAGGAUAUACCAACCUUUUGAAUGUUCGGCCCUAUUAAACCUUACCUACAAUGUGGCAAGAGGAUUUGCAGAGUUACCUUUUGAUGCCUUUCCUCUCAUCACAAAUUGAGUAAAUUGGGCGAAAGCAUUAAAAAGUCAGUGUGGUUUUUCAGAACUUACUGUUACUCUUUCAGAUUCAAAACAUGAGGGGAAAAAAAUGGAAAUCCAAAAUGCAUACACAACAGCUGAGUCCUUUUGUGGACCUAAAAGCACACUUACUAAAAGCCAUCAUGUUACUCCAGCAGCUCACUGGAAUUUGAAGAGGAUUAAAAUCCCUGGAAACCUCAAAUUUACUGACAUUAAUGUUGAAUUAUCAAACUAUAGCAAUGUCUACUCUCAGUUUGCCAAUGUUUUUUAAUAUUAUAAUGUUUAUUUACUGGUCAUACUUGGGCAUUUGUCAUUUUAUACAAUAGAAGACAAACCACCACUCAAGUCUUCAUACGUUGAUUCAAUUAGUUUUUAUAAUGUAGGUCACUUUUUAAAAAUGCAGACAGUGAUGACAGUGUUGUAUAGAUCAAGCAGGUAUUAAUGGUGAAUGCGUGCUACAAAAUGCACUCAGUCACAAGAAAGACCUGCGAACUUUGGUCUUGACCUUCAGCUCAUUUAGUAUCUAGACAUUCAGUCCUGUUUUGAUAUAUCGAUGAAAAAUGCUUUGUGAAUAGAGGCCCUGGAAUGGUAGUUUACCUUUCCAGUAUAUGUGAAGAAGCUGUUUGUAUAAACAACUGUGGCUUUAAAAUGGAGGUUUAAGUGGGAGGUGGUAUCUCUUGGAUAAAUUUUGUGUACAAAGAAAAUUUCACCUACACAGCUCUGAAAGCAAAAAAAUAUAUAUUAGAAUUUUCAUGUUUUGUAUCGGAGUGAGAAGCAUGUCAUUUGCAGACUUUGAUGGAUUGUAGUUUACACCUGACUGUAGCCGAGAUUGACAGAGUUAUAAUCAAAGGACAGGCUAUAGCACAUGCUCACUGUAUAAAGAAAAUAUUGUAAAAACUGCUUAAUCCCCAAUCUUUGUAAAAGUAACAAACUCUGUGCCGAUUCUGGGGCUGGUUUCCUAGAGGAAUACUGAAUCUUAAACAUUUUCUUCCUUCCUCCUCCUUGCUAACCUUAGCUAAUUUAUAGUCCUUUCUUUCUAAUGGCAAGGAACAUUUUUUUGCGUAAAAACCGUAGAAUUAAUUUUGUACCAAAACCAGCCCCUGAUGUUACUGCAUCGUGUUUUACGUCAUUCAAAAUGUUCCACUUUAGUCACCCACUGACAUAAAGACAAACUGUCCAGUGUUUCGAUAUAUUGUAAUUUGAGCUAGUUAUAUUUUAUGUUAUUGAAUGUGAAGGACUUCUUGAAUAGGUAUGUCAAGACAGCCGAUGUCUCUCUCCCCCCCCACCCCCACCCCCACCCCCACCCCCCCGUACAUUCUGAACUCUCUAUUUCUAGAGUGUUUUCAUAUAUCCAAGGUAAAUUAUUUAAAAGAAAAACAUCACUGGCAGAUUGCGACAAGAGGAUUCCUCACGGACAUCCUGCCAUUUGAAUUUUAUUUGUGUAUGUGCCAUUCUGUACAGUGUAUAACUACGCUAAGCUCACUCUCCUUUCUGUUGUACUAGCCAACAAACUUGAUAAUCUUUUUGUUUAUUUGAGCUGAAGGGGUUUAAUGAAAUAAAACAGGGUCAUGUUUGUUGAGAGUGUAAAUAUAAACCUUGAUAAAAACCUUCAUAAAAGUUAAAAUCAUGUACAUACUGUAGGUAGAAAUUUAAUUCCAUCAUUAAAUUUCAGCAAUAUAAUUUAUGAACAAGCCUUAAUUGAUUUGUUGGUAAAUUCAAACCUUGUAUUAUUUAAAGAAGCUCCAUUAUACAUCUAUUUUUUUUUCACUGAAUUUUUUUCUCCCAUUUUUCGGUUUGUGCCAUUUUCAGGAUGUAGCAGGAAGCAGGUGAUGUAUCAGCUUGAACUGCACGCUUAUGACAUGUAAUAUAUUUGUUGCUUAAAAUAUUGAAUGUAAUGGCAAUUUGCUUUUAUGACAACAAUACAUAUAAGUUGAACAACUGAAGUGAUGUUUAAUAAAGGAUGAAAUCAAUUUUCCAUUUGACGGAAAACCUCAGUGAAUCACUUCAAAUAAAGAAACAUUUGAACCUC
Messenger RNA from Amphiprion ocellaris (clown anemonefish), 4420 nucleotides. RefSeq names its product TIA1 cytotoxic granule-associated RNA binding protein-like 1 (gene tial1). The coding region runs from base 815 to 1999 and encodes 394 amino acids. The transcript has 12 exons. Gene Ontology annotation, cellular component: cytosol. Gene Ontology annotation, molecular function: DNA binding; mRNA binding. Lineage: Eukaryota; Metazoa; Chordata; Actinopteri; Pomacentridae. The record is from RefSeq and is a predicted model, not a curated record.